ACCACGGUAAAAACGGCUUAUUUUGAUUAUUCUUAAUUUUUUCUUUCUAUUAAAACAACUUCUCUUGUUACGAACUGAGAAGAUACAGCUCGCAGGAUUAUGAAUUCAUCAACUCUUGAAGGCAUUGGGCGUGAUAAAGACAUAUUUUUGACCGGUUUAACCAAAAGUGUCGCGGAUGAUAUUUCACAGCUCUUGAUGGACGGCAUUCUAAAAUUGCGCGGAGAAACUUGGGAAGAAUUCGUAUGCGUUGAUGAAACAAAAGUGUUUAUUGAUAAUUGUCCUCAAGCAAAAAAAUUCAAACAAUUACAAAGUCACAUUAACAGAACACCACGCCUUGAAGAAUUAGACACGACUUUUCUCGCUUGUCUGAUAGAAAAGUUUGACACUAACCCGCGUAAAAACGAGAGUGUUAAAAGACUGAGAAACCUCAGAAACCUAGUGGCACACGAUGUGGCGGUCUCUAUUUCAGCCGAAGAACAUUCUAAAAAAAUUUCCAUGCUCUUAUGUGAAAUUGAAUUUUUCCAAAAGAAUUACCCCAAUCUAAACUUUGAGAAGAUAAAGAAGGACGUUGAAGAGAAAAAAUACUUCUCAGAAGACCUUCCUACCGGUAAUAUACGUCAUGUUCCCAAAAUAGCCGGAAGAGUUGAAGAACUGAGAGAACUCGAGGAGUGUUUGAAUAAAUCGCAAGUGGUUUUGGUAACAGGCCCAGCAGGAAUAGGCAAGACCUCGUUAGCUGAGAAAUUUGCAGAAGCCCAAACCGCGGAUCCAUCGAUCAUUGGUCUGUUUGUGUCUAUGAAAGAAUUCAAAAACAUCAAAACUGAACAAAGUGUUUUGGAACUGGAAAAUGAAAUAAGCAGUGUUAUCGGAAAGCACUUCGACAAGAUCCGCGAAGCUGUUAGCCAAUCGCCUAAUGACGCAUUUGUAAUUCUUGAAGGCUAUGUCAACAGCUUUCCAAAGUACGCAAAGCUUUUCAUCAUUUUGGAUAAUAUCGAUGGUUUUAACCAGCUGAAGUCUAAAAAAAUUCUGGAGAACUUAAUUACCCGUCUGUGUCCAACCAAGCGAAACAUCAAGUUUAUUUGUACUUCCAGGAAUUGGAUGACAGGCGUGGAUACUUUUUCGAGUACAAUUAUUGCUCUAGACCGGAUCAAGUCCAGAGAUGAUGUUUCGGCAUGGUUCAGCGAGAAUACUAAAAAUAUUGAUGCUAAUAUUUUAGAAGAGGCAGUUCUUGCAUCUGAUCAAAUUCCACUCUUAAUGAACUUGCUCGGGUCGCGACUCAAUGCCAAGAACCGACCGCCUAUCAGAAUGGGCGAGAUAGCGGACAUAAAACUCAGCACAACCUAUGAGGAAAGAAUCGACGAUGUUCUCAGCUGGUCUUUUAAAUCGCUGUCACAAGACUUGCAGCUUUUCAUGCAAAGCGCCAGUGUUUUCCCUAAAACCAUCAACAAGUCUGCCUUGAAGUGGAUAUUUCAACAAUUAGCCAAUACUAAAGAUGCCUCUGCAGUGACAGAUAUUCAGCAAUUGGCUGAUUUGAGUUUGAUUCACUACAACUCUAACAACCAGAAAUACUACAUGCACCCGUACAUUCAAGAAUACACUCAAAAGAAGUGUUCAGAAAGAUUCAAGGAAGCGAAAUAUUUAUAUUUCGUUGUAUAUUAUUCGAAACUAAUGGAAAUUACUCAAGAUCAGUUAACUAAAAAGGGUGGGUUUAACGGAGCGAUCGAAACAAUUCUCGGCGACAUAGAUAACUACCAUGAGCUCUUGAAGGUCGAGAGAAAACAAUUCGUCGGAAGCCGCAAUUUAUCAAAAACAUGAGCGUCAAUUUAACAAAGCUCAGAAUUUAAUCAAAACAAAAUUUUGUUUUUACGUUACUUCAAGCUAAAUUUAUCCUUUUUUACCUUAAAAUGAGAAAUUUUAGGAAAUCAUUUCUUAAAAUCUUUUAAUUUUUCUACCUUUCAUCAAUUUUUAAAGCGAACUAAUCAAUAAAACUUGAAAUGCAGUCGAUCGGAUCAUUCAGGGCGCCGCCUUGAUAAAUUUAUGUUGAUUUUCCGUUUUUUCGACGAAAAUGAGGACUAGAUAUGAUAGGGGUGCUUUUUGUUUAGAACAGUUUUAAAAAGAACGUGGGAUAGAUCUGUGGAACUUUGUGUUUGCUAUAGGAACGCGCUCACCACUAUUUUAACUUGGCCCUACAGUCGAUCCGAAACAAUUCUAUCUAAACUAUUGCAAGCUGGUUGGUCGUAAUAACACGAUUAAAUACUUAUUUUUGAUACUGUCAGCUCAAAAUUCAAACUUUUCGAUAUCACUAAAAAGACAGUCGGAUCAUUCAUGACCUCGCCUCGGAAAAUGAGCAGUCUUAUUGCUUCAACUUUCGAAAAAAAAGAAAUAUUUAUUCUUGGGGUUAACUAAAGGAUUUUUCCACAGCGGAUGAUAAUCCAGUUUAAUAUUGCCGAGAGCUCAAGUUUCUUUGUGAGCAAAAACUAUGGAGGUUUGAAAUGUGCUAUUUGGGCCAAUUUAAGAUAGUCAAUGAGCAAUGUACUACGUUCUGAUAACACGCAUAAGCAGCGAAUGAAACUGCUCCAAAAUAAAUUGAGGCAACUCAUUUCCUACUUGAGGCAAGUCAGGUCCUACUAUUAGGAUAUGAGGAACAAAAUACAUACAGAUUUACAGAAAAAAUCGUGCCGUGAGAUGAAAAAAAUAGGUUUUUUUUUGCUUUGUUUCUCUAUUAAUUUAUCAAAGUUAAAGCAAAAACGUUUUAUGUUGCCUCCAGCGGCAGUAGGAGAUCCAACACCUUGCCUUGACUUUCGAGUCUUUUUGUUUACGUUUAAGUUGUUUGUGUUCGAUGCGAGUAAUUGGUUUAAUAUCAAAGUUCAACUAAAUACUUUUUCCUCAUCACGAGAUGUAUCAGCAUGUAAUAUCAAUAGAUAUAAAGCUAUUUUCGAUCCUCGCGACGAGUUGUUCCUCUGCCUCUGAAGUUUGAACCGAAAACUUUAAUCUAUUACACACAAAAACACUCAGUAAGGCUCGACAACUCGAACCUCCUUGGGGUAUACUGGCUGCUCGCUUCUCUCUGGUUCUUAGGCGCAAUAGCUGA
This is a messenger RNA of Symsagittifera roscoffensis, 3088 nucleotides long. RefSeq lists its product as uncharacterized. Gene Ontology annotation, molecular function: ATP hydrolysis activity. Lineage: Eukaryota; Metazoa; Xenacoelomorpha; Acoela; Convolutidae. Gene Ontology annotation, biological process: defense response to other organism. The record is from RefSeq and is a predicted model, not a curated record. The transcript is spliced from 2 exons. Bases 100 to 1812 code for a protein of 570 amino acids.